Messenger RNA from Gadus macrocephalus (Pacific cod), 4331 nucleotides. RefSeq names its product sal-like protein 4. The coding region runs from base 296 to 3718 and encodes 1140 amino acids. Gene Ontology annotation, molecular function: DNA-binding transcription factor activity, RNA polymerase II-specific; RNA polymerase II cis-regulatory region sequence-specific DNA binding. The record is from RefSeq and is a predicted model, not a curated record. Gene Ontology annotation, biological process: regulation of transcription by RNA polymerase II. Gene Ontology annotation, cellular component: nucleus. Lineage: Eukaryota; Metazoa; Chordata; Actinopteri; Gadiformes; Gadidae. The transcript is spliced from 5 exons.
GUGUGUUCAUGUAAAGGAAGCAGGAGGAGAGGAGGGGCGCAAAUUGGACAAGUUUGGGGGGAGAGAAGAGACUUUCAGAAAACAGCCACACACACACUCACACUCUGAUCCCUGGCGGACCCGCACGGAUAUCCCAACACGAGAGACGUCAAGGUUUUUCCCCGAUUCCCGGUACAUGGGAUGGUUUAACUGCAUACGCUCACAGUGGGACCGACUGUCGCGUCCCCGCGUGCAGAGCGCCGCGUCCCCGCGUGCAGAGCGCCCCCCCGCUGCCGCCUCCGUCUCCUCGUGAAUCAUGUCCCGCCGGAAGCAGAAGCGACCCCAGCAGCUUGUGAACGCGGACCCAGGGGGCACGAGGCUGCUCUCUCACGACGACCACCUCGCGGUGAAGUCUCCCUCCACGUCGCUGGGCUCUGAGUUCACCUCCUCCGGCUCCUCCUCGUCCUCGCCCACCUCGCUGCAGGACUGCCAGCCCCCCCUGGCCCCGCGCCCGUCGCCCGGGGGGCUCCACGCGCCCUCCCUCCCCAGCGAGAGCUCGCCCCCGCCCCACUGGCCCAGCCACAUCGUCCCCUACACCACCUCCCUCCCCAACACGCACUCCUCCCUCUCGCCCGACUUCCCUCACCCGUCGCUCUCCUCCCAGACGCGCUCCCCCCCCCUCCUGCUGGCGCAGACCACCCUCCCCCACUCGCUGCACCAGGGCCGCCCCCCCGCCGCCAUGACCUCCCCGACCAUGGGCAGCUCGGCCACCGCCACCACCACCUCCUCCUCCUCCUCCUCCUCCUCCUCGCACUGCGUGCCCCAGCACGGGGGCCUGGGGGGGCACAUGGGGGCGCCCCCCACCCUGGCCGUGCUGCUGGAGGAGCUGCGGGUGCUGCAGCAGCGGCAGAUCCACCAGAUGCAGAUGACGGAGGAGAUCUGCCGCCACGUGCUGCGGCUGGGCAGCGCCGUCUUCUCCCAGGACCACUCCCAGCAGGGGGGCGGCACCGACGGCCACCACAAGGCCUCCGGGGCCGAGACCCCGUCCCCCACCCACCCCGCGCCCGGCCUGGCCGCGGGCUCGGCCUCCGGCCUGCUGACGGGGCUGCCCUCCCUCUUCCCCCAGGGGCUGGACUCCUCCAAGCUGAGCCUGUCCCAGUCCCUGGGCGGCAGGGCCCUCCCCCCGUCCCCCUUCUCCUCCUCCUGCUCCCCCUCCAUCACCUCCAGCGUCAGCUCCUCCGUCUCCUCGCUCCACCCUCUGUCGCUGGGCCUCCCGCCGCGCUACCUCCACGAGAAGCCGGCCAACGCCUCCUCGCCGUUCGGACACGCCAACGGGCUGGGCUUCCCCGCGGGGCCGCCCCCGCCGCCCGCCAACGGCGCCCAGGACCCCCUGGGGCCCGGCUCCUCGCUGGGCCGGGCGCAGCACGCCUGCCGCUUCUGCGGGAAGGUGCUGAGCAGCGACUCGUCGCUGCAGAUCCACCUGCGCUCGCACACGGGCGAGCGGCCGUACCAAUGCCCCGUCUGCUUCAGCCGCUUCACCACGCGCGGCAACCUCAAGGCGCACUUCCUGCGGCACCGCGAGCAGAACCCCGAGCUGUCGCUGUCCCUGCUGCCCCCGGCGCUGGCGGACAUGCCCGGCCCGACGCCACCGCCGCCACCGCCUAGCUCCUCCUCCUCCUCCUCCCAGAGACGCAGGAAGCGUCGCGCCGAAGAGGAAGAGCCCUUCGGCGGCGUGAAGGGCAUGACGGAGAGCAUGGCGCUGGGCUUCCUGUCGCCCCACCCCUCGCCCUCCUCCCUGCCGCUGCCGCCGUCGGUGGACAUGGCGCUGCUGUCCACCGCCCACUCGCUGCUGCAGCUCAACCGCGCCUCGGCGGCGGCGGCGGCCGCCAGCGCGUCGGGCGCGGGGCUGACCGCCACCUCCUCCUCCUCCUCCUCGCCGAUGAACGGCCAGGCCAAGGGCGCCAAGCUGCAGCGCUUCGACGAGAACACGCCCCCGGGCUCGGCGCUGCACGCCGCCUCGCCCUACUCCCAGCUCGCCUCCCACCUCCCCAAGAUCCUGUUCCCCGGCGGGGCGGCCCCCCACCACCUGGCCCUGCUGCGGCCCCCCGGCCACCCGGCCGCCGCCCACAUGGCCUCCCCCCACCAGCUGCCCUUCCCCUUCCCGCCCUUCCCCAAGCCGUCCACCGCCUCCCCGUCGCCCACCUCCUCCUCCCCCACCUCGGACACCUCCAAGCUGCAGCGGCUGGUGCAGAAGCUGGAGAAGCAGCCGCGGGGGGCCGUGUCCUCGGGGCCCCCGCCCGCCGCCUCCACCUCCUCCAUGAUCUUCAGCCAGGCGGCGCUCCACGCCGACGCCUACGGCCACGACCUGAGCUCCACCUCCAACGCCUACCGCCGGGAGAUGCUGGCCGCGCUGGGCCUCAGCCCCAACACAGGCGCCCUGAUGGGGGCCGCCACCUCCACCACCUUCACGGCCCCCCUGCUGCCGGCGCCGCUGGCGGCCAACCAGUGCGGCGUCUGUCUGCGCGUGCUGAGCUGCCCGCGGGCGCUGCGGCUGCACGCCGCCACCCACCUGGGCGAGCGGCCCCACCCCUGCAAGCUGUGUGGCCGCUCCUUCUCCACCAAGGGCAGCCUGCGGGCCCACCUGGCCACGCACCGCGCCCGGCCCCCCAACGCCCGCGCCCAGAACUCCUGCCCGCUCUGCCCCCGCAAGUUCACCAACGCCCUGGUGCUGCAGCACCACAUCCGGCUGCACCUGGGGGGGCAGAUCCCCCCGGAGGAGGACGCGCCCCCCGAGGCCCUGCCCCCCCCGGAGGCCGCCCAGCUCCUCCCCCUGGCGCUCACCGUGAGCAGCGCCGCCAAGUCGGCCGCCGCCAACGGCCCCGUCUCUGGCUCCGCCCCCAGGCCCCCGCCCCCCCCCGCCGCUCCCGUCUCGGUGAAGAUGGAGGAGACGGAGGCCGCCGCCCCCAGCGCCAGCCCCCCGCCCCCGGCCCGGGACCCCCCCCCGGCGUGGGCCCCCGAGGACCCCCUGCCCCCGGCCGCCGCCCCCCCGGUGGGCGGCGGCCCCUUGACCGGCGCCGUAUCCUCGGAGGAGACCGGCCCCCCGGCCCGGGGCCCCCCCGGCCCUCUGAAGGCCCCCGCUGGGCCCCUCGCCAACGGCCCCCCCGGGCCGACCGCACCCCCCCCCGCCGCCGCCGCCGAUGCCCCGCCGCCCGGCACGGGCCCCGAGCCAGACCCCCCGGCCGCCAGCGCCUCGCCCGCCCCCUCGCCCCCCACCAGCCCCAAGCCGGCCCCCCCGUCGGAAGAGGCCUCGGAGGAGGGGGGGCCGGACCCCGCCCCCCAGACCAAAGGGGAGGAGCCCGGGGAAGCGGCAGCCGAUCCGCCGCAGGAGGAGGAGCCUGUGACGAAGGAGGAGGAGUCCGGCGCCCCCGAGCCGCCCCCGGCCCCGCCCCCGGCCGCGCCCGCCCGGCCGGACAAACCCUACAGCUGCUCCCAGUGCGGGAAGGCGUACGCCAGCCGCAGCGGGCUCAAGGGCCACAUGAAGACUCACCCUGCAUCCACCAUCACCACGCCCUCCAAGGCUCCGACCAAUGGCAGCGAGGCAGCGGAGGGAAACGGCUCGGCCAAUAAGGUCGAGCAGGAGGACGGCCCGGGAUUGGCCAAAAGCUCUGAGAAGGACACUCCCCCAAUCAGUGUGGCGACCAAUGAGGAAGAGGAGAAGCUUAUGGAUACUACUGUGUAGAGAUGAUGAGAUUAUCGCUGGUGGCCUGUUGUCUGAGGGCCGUGACAAGGGAAUGUAACUCGUUUGGUUUUCUUCUAUGACAUUAUUUUUUUCUAGAGCUUAAUUCUUCUUGUAUAUUUUGUUUUGCGGUAGUCCUAUAGAUCCACUCUCAGUGUGUGACGCGCUACUUUGGUGCCGACUCAAGUUGGCGACGUUAUUUUUGUUCUCGGCGAGGCCUUACGUCCCAUGGUUCAGUAUUCGGGAGCUCACGACUUCUGCGUCUGUGCUUUUCUAUUUCUUGAACAAAUGUUAUCCAGGACCGAUGCGUACAGCAAAGGGCUGCUGUAGAAACGAGAUUGUUACAGCCAGAGGCGCCGAGGACCUUGGUUUUCUCGCGUCCGGAGUCGAUUCUCGUUCCUCCUGCGUGAGGAAAUGGCCGCCAGGUGGCGGGAGAAAUGUAAAAAAAAUAAGAAAAGGGGAUUCUGGACGGCGCUCAUCCUGCUGCCUGAUCGACUGGGCUAAAAACUGUUAUUUGUUAACACAAGUAUUUUCUUUUGAAAACAAUUGUAUUUUCACUGCUGUAAUGUUUCUCGACCUGCAGUAAUAAAGAAGACCACUACAAUAGUGAGCAAUA